This is a messenger RNA of Striga asiatica, 1991 nucleotides long. The record is from the annotation of a GenBank genome assembly. Lineage: Eukaryota; Viridiplantae; Streptophyta; Magnoliopsida; Lamiales; Orobanchaceae.
CAUUCAAGUUGGUGCAGCUCGUCAGCGUUUAUCUUUAUUAUUUCCGCUUUUAUCUAACGCGUUUUUAAGCCCCGCCCUUGAACAAUUUCCCACUGUCCCCUUCCAACUGCAUAAAAACCUCUAGAACACAACUUCGCCUUCAGUUUUUUCCUUCACAAACCCUGAAAUCCCAAAAACAAAAAAAAAAAUCUCCUGUACAGUAAUCCCGAACUGAAAUCUGAAAUUGAUUGCUAAAUCUUUCGACGGAAAAAGAGUUGAAGAUAAUCCAGGUGAAGAGAGGUAGAGAGAGAAAGAGGGUUUAAGAGGAUGCUAAGAUCGUGCUGUUUUCGGUGUUUGGGCCGGAGGAACGGCGACGGCUUGCUCUGGCACAUGGACUUGAAGCCGCACACCACCGGUGAAUUCUCGAUCGCUGUCGUGCAGGCGAAUUCGAGCCUCGAGGAUCAGAGCCAGGUUUUCACGUCGCCGUCCGCCACCUACGUCGGAGUUUACGACGGCCACGGCGGGCCAGAGGCCUCCCGAUUUGUCAAUCGCCACCUGUUCCCUUACCUCCACAAAUUUUCCUCAGAACAUGGGGGGUUGUCAGCAGAAGUAAUAAAGAAGGCAUUCAAUGCCACAGAAGAGGAUUUCACUCACUUAGUGAAGAGAUCAUUACCUGUCAAGCCACAAAUAGCUUCGGUUGGGUCCUGUUGCUUGGUAGGUGCGAUUUCGGGUGGUGAAUUGUAUGUGGCCAACUUAGGAGACUCGAGGGCUGUUCUCGGCAGAAAGGGUUUUGAUGGGGAGAAAAAGUUGGUGGCAGAAAGGUUAUCCACAGACCAUAAUGUCUCGUGCGAGAAGGUGAGAAUGGAGGUUGAAGCUCUCCAUCCAGACGAUAAACCUGUUGUGGUUUAUUGCAGAGGGGUCUGGAGAAUCAAAGGAAUUAUCCAGGGUACUCGUCAAUUCGUUACUCUUCCAGGAAUCACAUGCUUUGCCUCUUGCCCGUCUCAUGUUGUAGCUGAAGUCAUAGUAACCCUGCCUUCCGGACAUGAGAUUGGUGUUCGUGGUUGCCCGGUAUCGAGAUCAAUUGGCGACAUUUAUUUAAAGAAACCCGAGUUCCAUCGAGAUCCAAUUUUCCAACAAUACGCAAAUUAUAUUCCCAUGAAGCGACCAGUUUUGUCCUCCGAACCUUCCAUCGUGACUAGAAAGCUGAGACCACAUGAUUUGUUCGUAAUUUUCGCGUCUGACGGUCUUUGGGAGCAUCUCAGUGAUGAUGCAGCCAUUCAGAUAGUGUCAAAGCACCCAAGAGCUGGAAUAGCCAAGAGACUAGUGGCAGCUGCUAUCGAGGAAGCCGCGAAGAAGAGGGAAGUGAGGUACAAAGACAUCAAGAAAAUCGAGAAGGGAAUCAGACGGCACUUUCAUGAUGACAUCACCGUUAUCGUUAUGUACCUAGAUGAUCACAAAACCUCGGUAGAUUCUAACGGCAAGCAAAGUGCCAUCGGCAGUUUCACUCCCCCAGUCGACAUAUAUUCCUAUAAUGUGGAUGAAGCUGUUGAGCAUUCGGGUGACAGGAUUUUCCCCCAACGAUGAACUUGCUAACAUCCUGAAGUAUAAAAUUAUUGGUGUAGAUAAUAAUUAUAGUAGUAAAAGGGGUUUGGUGAUAGGGAGAGCUUGUUUUGAAGUAUACUAGGCUCUGAACAUCAACUUAAGUAUACAUAAUAUUCUUUUUGUUCUUUUAUGGGUUGGCUGUAGUCUUUUGGUGUUUUUGGCCAUCAGAGUUUUCCUGAUGGUUUUUAAUUUCCACCACUGGAUGUUGUUGAACAAUGAUCAGUUUGUUUGAAUUUUAUUUUUCUUUUAUUUUCCUUUUUUUUUUUCUCAUAAGUCAAGGCAACAGUAUGUUAUGAAAAGCUCCUACCUUGGUCCAUUUGUCCACCACAUAGUGCAAAUUGUGAUACAUAUAACAUAAUACAUGAUAUGAUAUUUGCUAAAUUCAAUCAUUCAGUAAUAUUUAAACAUAC